AUGAAGCUCAAUCAGGCCAAAUGCACUUUCGCCGUCACAUCCGGAGAAUUUCUCGGGUAUAUUGUCACCAAGAGAGGAAUCGAAGCAAAUCCACGAAAAAUCACAGCCAUUGCGGAACUCCCAUCUCCAAAAAACACGAGAGAAGUCCAACGAUUGACAGGACGCAUCGCUGCACUCAACCGAUUCAUCUCGCGCUCGACAGACAAAUGCCUCCCUUUCUACCAACUUCUACGACACAACAAACGUUUCGAGUGGGACGCGAAAUGCGAAGAAGCCUUUCAACAGCUGAAGCAAUAUUUAUCCACACCACCGAUUCUGGCCAAACCCAAAGAUGGAGAAGUAUUGUACUUAUACAUAUCAGUCUCCGCAUGCGCUGUAAGCAGUGGUUCGCGAAGACCGUGGAGAGCAGCGUCCAAUCUUCUACACCAGCAAGGUUCUCGACAACGCUGA
This is a messenger RNA of Brassica napus (rape), 450 nucleotides long. RefSeq lists its product as uncharacterized. The transcript has a single exon. The record is from RefSeq and is a predicted model, not a curated record. Bases 1 to 450 code for a protein of 149 amino acids. NCBI's taxonomy places the organism in Eukaryota, Viridiplantae, Streptophyta, Magnoliopsida, Brassicales, Brassicaceae.